Molecule: messenger RNA, 1830 nt
Organism: Silurus meridionalis
Lineage: Eukaryota; Metazoa; Chordata; Actinopteri; Siluriformes; Siluridae
Gene: tmem263
Product: transmembrane protein 263
Exons: 3
Coding region: 241-603 (120 amino acids)
Source: RefSeq, a predicted model, not a curated record
GAUUCAUGUCUCCAUACUGGAGCAAAGUAGAGCGCCACGUCCACGUCACGCAAAGUCUGUGUGUGAGACAGAAAGACUGAGGGUUCCGCGAGCUUCAGCUUUUCUUCCUUCGCUGAGUGAAAUUGUAAAAAGAACAAAAAAGCUCCAGACUGUCGUAAGGCGACGAGAAGAAGCAGGAGAGUAGGAGAGAAGAAGAACAGAAGAGAAAGCAGCCCCAGGUGAAAGCUCUAACUAACCACAAUGAGCAAAAUAGAUGGGUCACAGCAUGAUGAGCCUGCAUACUUAAAGAAUGAACCUCCAGCAGAUACAAAUAAAGACCACCCGCAGGCUCAGCCAGGCAUGUUUUCCAGAGUGACGGGAGGUCUCUUCAGUGUCACCAAGGGGGCUGUUGGGGCCACUGUUGGUGGGGUGGCCUGGAUUGGAGGAAAGGGCUUGGACCUCACUAAGACAGCGGUCACAUCUGUUGCUGCUGUUCCUGGCAUGGGAGUAGGAUUGGUGAAAGGGGGCGUGUCCGCGGUGGCCGGCGGAGUAACCGCAGUUGGUUCAGCAGUUGCUAAUAAAGUUCCCAUUGGAGGGGCCAAGAAGAAGGACAAGUCUGAUUGAGACGUCUGAAAUGCUGGGGGAGAUGCUGUCAUCAGUGACUUUAUUAUAUAGACUCUUCAGUGGGAUGACUGUUGGUUUGAUAUUCUGCAGAAUGAUUUGUUGAGAUCAGAUUUAUACACCAGAUCUGUUCUAUGAAUGAGCGACUUCAGUGUACUCAGAGCUUCCAUCUGCUUCUAAGAAGAAGGUGUUUUUGUGUCCUAAAUGGUAUAUUCUGGACCAUGACAAGGUAUGAAUGUUUUGAUCCGAGUAAGGGCAACAUAUUUUAAUUCCUGAAGUAUUAGUUGUGAACGUUUGGAGACUUGGGUGUUUAGUGAGGGACCACUGUAAAUUUGUCAUGUUUCACUAAGCCACAUUGCACCGGGUUUUGUGUCUUUUACCUUAAAUUAGGGAAUGAGAAUAUCUUUGAACCAUGAGCCAUAAGUUAAAUUAAGAACAUCAUUUGGGUAUCCCUCAGUGUACUACAGCAGAAAUUUUUGAGACUAGAUUGGCUUGAUUGAAAUGCUUUAUCUAUCGAUUUGGUUUUGUUUGAGGGAUUUCUUUUGGAGUCCAGGCUGAGCCAUGCUGCCCUCUCAUACAGCUUUACUCAUCAGUCUCUCUCUUUUCCACCUGCAAUGCGUAGAAGCCCUGAGUCUUCAGCCACAAGCUAAUGUGUUUACUGUGCACCAAAAACACAGCUACGGAGGUAUUCAUGUGAAAAUCUGAAUACUGGUAGCAAACAUUCCUAAGCAAAACGGUUUAAUAUUAUUAAGUGAAAUGGCUGUGUAGGUUAGAUUAUAAUAUUAAAAAAGCCCAUUUCACUUCUCUAGCCAUGCAAUAAACAUUGUUUAUACGGGAUACGUUCGACUAUGUGUUUUAUUUAUCCUACAGUGGCUUUCAAAUUUUGUCUUGUCCAUUUCAUAAAAAGAAGCAUUUUCCCAGGUUGAUACUGCAUUACAUUUUUAUAGUUUGAUAAAGUAUAAAUGAGCAGAGACAGUAUUUUCUCUAAGAUAUGUGUAAAAUCUGUAUUUACCUACAACCAAAGAAUGCAAAAAGGUCUUUUCUGUAAUAAGUGAUGUUUUCUUUUCCCUUUUUUUCUUUCUUUCUUUCUUUCUUUCUUUGUUUGUUUUUUUUUGUUGUUUUUUUGUUUUGUUUAGAUUUUAUUAAUGUAAGUGUUCAUUUUACACAUAAGCGUUACUCUGUGCUUGAAUAUAUAAUGUGAAUUAAAUAAAGAAAUAGGAUUCAACAUUG